Molecule: messenger RNA, 2508 nt
Organism: Rhizopus microsporus ATCC 52813
Lineage: Eukaryota; Fungi; Mucoromycota; Mucoromycetes; Mucorales; Rhizopodaceae
Product: WD40 repeat-like protein
Exons: 12
Coding region: 1-2508 (835 amino acids)
Biological process (GO): tRNA wobble uridine modification
Cellular component (GO): elongator holoenzyme complex
Molecular function (GO): protein binding
Source: RefSeq, a predicted model, not a curated record
AUGGUCAAAGUCACUUCAGAAUUCAUUUCGAUCGGCUGCAAUAGAACAGCUCAUGCUGCCUGCUGGGGACAUGAUGGUCUUGUUGCAUUCGGUGCUGAUAAGUUGAUUGCUCUUUAUUAUCCUUUGGCAAGGAAUACUUUCAGCGUGACAGAGACAUUACCUGGUCAUAGAGGAAGAGUCAACUGUUUAUCUUUUAUUGAAAGAGGCAGUGAAGACAAACUUGAGGAUGUUGCUUUAGUAUCAGGUUCUGCAGACUAUACGGCUAAAGUUUGGAAAAAAGAUAAUACUGGAAAGUGGAUCAAUUCAGCAACUAUGGAAGGUCAUACCGGAGCAUUAGAGACCAUCGCCUGUAUGCGUGCACAUUCUAUCGAGACAGAAACAGAUAUCAUCAUCACCGGUUCAUCCGAUGGAACCAUUCGUGUAUGGGAGCGUCGCGUUGUAGAUGAUGGUUCAGACGAGGUUAUUUGCAAGCAAGUGAUCAACAACGGAAAUAAGUAUCCAAUGUCAUUAGCAUUGUCCUAUCUUCCAAAUAGUAGAGUCCCAAUUCUUGCCAGUGGGCACACCGACAAAUCCACCACAAACGAAUUUAAAAAGGUGCACACAUUGCAGGGCCAUGACAAUUGGGUCCGCGACUUGGCCUUUGCAACUUAUACAGGACAAGGUAAUGAGAGUGUCAAUAAUUCGUUCAAGAAGGGUGAUUUGAUGCUUGCAAGUGCAAGUCAAGAUAAAUAUAUUCGUCUUUGGAAGAUAUCACCUCAUGUACCUGCGCCUACAAAACAACAACAACAGGAAGAUAAUGGUCUCAGCAGUGAUCUGCUGGAUGCUUUAAAAGAAAGUGCACUAUCUGGAGAACAAUUAAGCACCAAAGCACAUAUAAUCACUGUUGACUCUUGUCAGUAUUCCUUAAUGUUUGAGGCGCUUCUUAUGGGUCAUGAUGAUUGGGUAUUUAGCGUGCAAUGGCAAAAGCCCUACAUGGCAACAGAUGCAAGUGGCGAAAGGCAAUUUGUUCAGCCCAUGCGUCUUAUUUCCGCUUCUAUUGAUAAAUCCAUGAUGAUUUGGAGUCCUGAACCAAACACUGGUGUCUGGGUUAAUGAAGUGCGUAUGGGUGAUAUCGGAGGAAGCACUUACUUGGGUUUCUGUGGUGCUAUGUUCAGUCCAAAUGGGAAACACAUUGUUUCUCAUGGAGCCAAUGGAUCAUUCCAUUUGUGGAAAGACAACUCUGAGAUCGAAGGAGAGAAUAAUUGGUCGCCCAAGGUUGCUAUCAGUGGUCACUUUAAAUCUGUCGAAAGUCUUGCAUGGGAUCCCAAAUCACGAUAUCUUCUUUCAACCAGUUUGGAUCAGACAACACGAUUGUUUGCUCCUUGGAAUCGUACGGUCGAUGGUCAAAAUGUAUCUACAUGGCAUGAAAUGGGUCGUCCUCAGAUCCAUGGUUAUGAUCUGAAGUGUCUUGCUUUUAUUCAUGACUGGCAAUUUGUAAGUGGAGCUGAUGAAAAAGUUCUUCGUGUCUUUGAUGCGCCCAAGUCUUGUGUCGAAAGCUUAGCCUGCUUAACUGGAGAUGAGAGUCUAAGAGAGAACAUCGCAAGCCGACCCGUAGGCGCCAAUUUGCCUGCCCUUGGUCUUUCUAACAAGGCUGUCUUUGAGGGAGAUGCUGGUGAGGAAGAGACAGAUGUCUCGAAUGGUUUGGGCGCUCAUGCAUAUACUUCGGCUACUCCUGAAGCAUUAGCAGAAGUUAUGCAACAUCCUCCAUAUGAAGAACAUCUGUUACAGUACACCUUGUGGCCAGAAGUAGAGAAACUUUAUGGACACCUUUAUGAACUUACUUCCGUUGACGUAAGCCGUGACAGCAAGUACAUUGCCUCGUCUUGUAAAGCAGCCACAGCUGAACAUGCCAUCGUCCGCUUAUUCAAUGCGUCCACUUGGAAAGAAAUUAAGCACUCAAUCGACGCACACGCCCUCACAGUGACACGUUGCAAGUUUUCUCAUAACAAUCAAUGGCUUUUGACUGUAUCGAGAGAUCGUCUAUGGGCAAUUUCUGAGCGUAGAGAAGAUGAAGUAGAACCAUAUAAGCUUGUUGCAAAGAACAAGGCACAUGCUAGAAUCAUCUGGGACUGUUCUUGGAGUCAUAAUGACAAGCUGUUUGUCACCGGCUCUCGUGAUAAAACUUUCAAGGUAUGGGCUCGCCCUGACCAAACCAUUCCAAACUGGGUUUGUGUUUAUACUGGCAAGUGUGAUGAAGCAGUUACAGCAGUUGAUUUUGCACCGAAUGCAGUGGAUGGUGAUAAAUACGUGAUCGCUGUAGGAUUAGAAAAUGGACGUAUAUUACUGUAUACAACCGAGAAUGGUCAACAGGUUGACAAGUGGACACUAUGGCAUGAAUUGGAUCAAAGACUCUGUCAUUUCGGCGUUGUCCGUUCUUUGGCAUGGCGUGCAGCUACUCAAGAUAGACUACUUCAGCUGGCUUCUGCAGGCGAAGAUCACGCUGUAAGAAUUUUCAAUGUUGAAUAUUAG